Suricata suricatta (meerkat) is the source of this 546-nucleotide messenger RNA. RefSeq names its product olfactory receptor 8S1-like. The transcript has 2 exons. Gene Ontology annotation, cellular component: membrane. The record is from RefSeq and is a predicted model, not a curated record. Bases 1 to 546 code for a protein of 181 amino acids. Gene Ontology annotation, molecular function: olfactory receptor activity. Gene Ontology annotation, biological process: G protein-coupled receptor signaling pathway. Lineage: Eukaryota; Metazoa; Chordata; Mammalia; Carnivora; Herpestidae.
AUGCCCUCUUUUGCUGAAAGAAAGAGGCUGGUGUGGGGCUCUUGGGUUGUGGCCUUUCUGGACGCACUCAUAAAUAUCCUCCUGGCUUUGACUAUGGACUUCUGUGAUGUUCAGACCAUUCACCACUACUCCUGUGAGCUGCCUUCCCUCUUCCCUCUCUCCUGCUCUGAUGUCUCCACCAACACUACCAUGCUGCUCUGCUCUGCCCUCCUGCAUGCCACUGGAACCUGCCUCCUCAUCUUCUUCUCUUAUGUUCGCAUUGUCUCCACCAUCUUGAGCAUCAGCUCCACCUCAGGCAGAAGCAAGGCCUUCUCCACCUGCUCCUCUCACCUCACCGCAGUGAGCCUGUUCUAUGGCUCAGCCAUUCUUCGCUAUCUCAUGCCAACCUCGGGCUCAUCUCUGGAGCUGAUCCUCUCCAUACAGUACAGUGUGAUCACGCCCCUGCUGAAUCCACUCAUCUACAGCUGGAAGAACAAGGAGGUGAAAGCCGCUCUGAGGAGAAUGACGAUAAAAUAUUUACAAUGUCUCAGCACUGAAGAGAUAUAA